UCAGGCACAGUGAGAGGCGGGGGGGGGGCAGCUUUGGCAGCAGAGCAGCCUGCUUGUUUUAAAUAAGACUUCUCUAUUCGCUGUCAGCGUUUAUUCUCCAUCCUCCAGUUCUGCCUCUACAGCCAAACAUGGCCGAAUCCUUCGGGAGCAACAAGGAAGCGGAGCGCGUCGGUUACAUCACGCGAGUCCAGAGCUUCAGCGCGUGCCACCGACUCCACAGUCUUAAGCUGAGUGACGAUGAAAAUAAAGAAGUCUAUGGAAAGUGCAAUAAUCCCUACGGUCAUGGACACAACUACAAGGUGGAGGUGACUGUGCGUGGAAAGAUUGAUCCAGUAACUGGCAUGGUCAUGAACCUGACUGACCUAAAGAGGUGUAUUGAGGACGUUAUCAUGAUUCCUCUGGACCACAAGAACCUGGAUAAGGACGUUCCUUACUUUGCCAAUGUAGUCAGCACCACAGAAAACCUGGCCGUUUACAUCUGGGACAACAUGGUGAAGGCUCUUCCUGCCAGCCUGCUCUAUGAGAUCCGGAUUCACGAGACGGAUAAAAACAUUGUUAUAUAUCGAGGAGAGUAAACUGUACUGACUGCUCAAUGCGCAUUCUACUUCCUCAGAUGGAUUUAAAGCUUAGCACUCUCAUUGUUACUCUUACAUUUCAAAUGUUCAGCAUUGUCAAUAAAGGCUUAUUUUUAAUAAAGCCAUCCAGCAUCAUGUAUACCAACAAUUCAAUGAUUUAAAAUAGCAGCCCUCACAACAGAAAGUGAAAUUCUUUGUUAAAUUAUUGUACUUAAAUAUUGAAAAUGACCUUUAACAUUAAUAAUUGUAGAUGGUCAGACAAAUUUGUAAUGUAAGCAUUUAUGAGCCAGAAGUGAGUCAUUCAGUCACUAGUGCUGUUCCACAUGUGACAAAAAAAA
Fundulus heteroclitus (mummichog) is the source of this 913-nucleotide messenger RNA. It is a transcript of the gene pts, whose product is annotated as 6-pyruvoyltetrahydropterin synthase. Gene Ontology annotation, cellular component: mitochondrion. Lineage: Eukaryota; Metazoa; Chordata; Actinopteri; Cyprinodontiformes; Fundulidae. The record is from RefSeq and is a predicted model, not a curated record. The coding region runs from base 129 to 575 and encodes 148 amino acids. Gene Ontology annotation, molecular function: 6-pyruvoyltetrahydropterin synthase activity. The transcript is spliced from 6 exons. Gene Ontology annotation, biological process: tetrahydrobiopterin biosynthetic process.